This is a messenger RNA of Patella vulgata (common limpet), 6315 nucleotides long. RefSeq lists its product as uncharacterized. The record is from RefSeq and is a predicted model, not a curated record. Lineage: Eukaryota; Metazoa; Mollusca; Gastropoda; Patellidae. Gene Ontology annotation, molecular function: protein binding. The coding region runs from base 168 to 4799 and encodes 1543 amino acids. The transcript is spliced from 14 exons.
GCUGGCUAGAAACGGAAAGAGUUGCCCGCCUCCUUCGAUUUUCGCCUUCGAUGUUUUCGGGUUGAAUUUUAGUUCUGUAUUCCCCAAGAAAUGGAGUUAAGACAGUAAAAAACGAUUAAGAAAUGACAGUUUUGAAGGAAUAAGAGUUUCACAGUCAAUUUGAUAACAUGAAGAAGGAGGUGUAUUUGAACUGGGUGAAUUCAAUAUUACAAGAAGUUGGUAAAAAAAUAAAUGGUAUACCAGAUAUACAAGAAGGAAAAGUACUAUGUGAAUUGAUACAUAUUGUAGCUCCUACAUGUGGUAUUUAUGAUGAACUUGAGGGAGCACAAAAUGUUGAUCAGCAUACCUAUAUACAAACAGUUGUAAAUCAUAUGAAAAAAAAUGGAAUCAAAUUAACAUUUGAUGUUCAAGAUAUAGUUGAUGGUGAUAUUAAAUGUAUAUUAGAUUGUUUAUGGCACAUUAUUUUAAACUACAAUAUUCAUAAUAUAGAACAAAAUAUAUUUAGAAGAAGUCUUGGUAUUGGUAAACAACAUUUGUUAGAGUGGUGUCAGAAACAUCUUGAUACAUUUUUUGAUGGUAGAAUUUCAUUGACCAAUAAUUUGUGUGCUGAUAAUUGGUUUGUUAAAUUAUUAGAAAAAUUUGUGUCUGUUAGAAAAGUUGAGAAUAAGACAGUAUAUCUGAAUAGUCUUCUUAGUAAUAUUGAGAGUAAAUAUGGUAUUAUAAAAGAUAUAAUAAACUCGACUGAUAUUAUAGAUGGUACUGCAGAUGAACAUGCGUUAAUGAUAUAUGUUGCUUUAUUAAGAAGAAAGAUAGAAGAUAAUAAACUAGCCGACAAAAAUCUACAGAGUUAUAGUGAACACAAGCCUGAGGAAUACACUUCAAGUAUAUCCAGAGAUUCUCCUAUUCAGUACACAGAAAUUGCCAGUAAUAAUAUGAGUCACAAUCAGACUACACUACGAGAAACAAUUAAUGGAAAUAUUGUUGAGUAUAUGAAUGAAGAUUCAGAUGAGCCAGAUAUAGCACCUAGAACAAGUAAUUCUUCACCAUAUCUUAGGGAAGAGCAGAAAGCUAUUGUAUUGAAACGUCCUAAAGAUUACUAUCAUCAGUGGGAGAACAAUAUUGACCGUCUGUCACAAGGUCCUAUUAGUUCACCUCAUGUAACAGAAACCAAUUCAGCUCCAGAAGAUUUGGUUUUGAACAUUGACGAUUUUAAUGAUAGUUUUGAUAAAACCCGAUCACAAGGGGAAGCUUUGUAUAAACCCGGUUUUUCGGAUCAAAAUACUAAGUACUUGAGUGACAGUCAAAGGAGUGAAUCACGUAGUCCUACCAGAAUUGUUGAUCGUUAUCAGAGUGAUAACAAACGAGAAUAUAGACAUAGUCCCGAGCCACGACAGAGUCCCUAUUCAUCCACAGACUCAGGAAGUCACUCGCGAAGCUCUGUUAGAUAUCAUACUAGACGCGACGAUCGCUCACCAAGUCCAGAAGCUUACAGUCAUUACGAUGAUCUACAACAAGCUAGAAGAGAUGUAGAUAAAAGUAUGCCCAAAGAUAUUCUAGGAAAUAGUCCAGCUGAUUAUACCAGGAAAACUGAUCCUGAACAUCAGCGUUCACGAUCUGAUGAUAGGGAAUAUAGAAAAUCUGACGAUCAAAUAAGUGAAAGAACAAAAGCUCUUCGUAAACGAGCAUCAGCAUCUUUAGGCAGAGAGAGCCGCAUCAGAAGAGUUAAUGCUGAAAUGCAGGCGUAUAAUAAUGGUAUAACGCAGGACAUGAUUAGAAGAAAUCUUGGUCUAACAGGAAGUAAUACAUAUCUAGCUGAUCCUGUUAAUGUUGUAACACCACUUAGACAUAUCGGUAGCACUGAGAGAAUUUAUAGAGAUGAAGAUUCCACUUUUAUUAAACAGCUGGAUAUACAAAGAAAUCCUCCCAAACCAUAUGGCCGAGGAUCCGGACACAUUCCACGUCGUGAAGCUUGGGAAAGAAGAAGUGGUUCCAGUGAUUAUGUGCCUUAUGAUUCAGGUUAUGACACUGGCCAUAGUGAAUUCAUUGGCUCUUUAAGCCAUGAAAUGGAUGGAAUCAGUUCCAGCAUUGAAUCAUUAGAUCGUUCUCGAAGAAUUCCCAGAUUUUCUUCAACAGGGAGAAUAAAUGAUAAGCUAUGGUCGCAGGAAUUCAGAGAUAUCAAUAGCAUCAGGAAUCCUUACCGUUCAGAUUUCAAUAUCCAUGAUGAUGACAUGCACCUUUCAUUCCAAACCAGAAGUCGUUCUCUAAGUCCCAACAGAACACAUCUACAAAGUUUAGAAAGACCGAAGUCGUCUCUAGGAGUAUGCGAACCAAAUUAUAACUCCACAUUUAAAUAUGAAGAUGUUGGUUUGGAACGGGGUAAAUAUCCUGAUGCUCCUUUAGGAAGAUUCGAUGUACGAACAGAUUAUUAUAAUCCUCGCUUUAGAAGUCCUGAAAUUGAAAUUAACGGAACAGAAAUUGUGAGAAGACCAAGAUCGAUCAGUCCAUCUCCGCAAAGAAUAAGUCUAGGCUAUUCAGGUCCUGUUCGUCGCGUCAAUGAAGAAAUAUGGGGAAGUGAUUUAACAGAAAUUGAUGGUUUAGAUCCUCAUCGUCAGGAAAAAUGGAAAAAGCUAAUCAAUCUUACAGAAAUGUCAAAUGAAGAUGUAAUAGAGUUAAAACAAGCUCUUGCUAGUGCUAUUGUAGAAAAUGAUAUUUUAUUUGCCAAAAUAACUAAUGCCAAGAAAGAAUUUUCUGAUAAACUACUAAAAACAAAUGAAGUAUUAGAUGAUUGUCGUAAACAUCUUGCCACAGCCCAAGCUGAAAAUCAGGAACUACGGACAUUCUUAAAUCAGGAAAAACGUAUUAAUGCUGCCUUAGAAGCCAGAAUCAAAGAAUUAGAAGAACAAUUAACUGCCUCAGUUUCUAAUUAUAAUUUGAUCGAGAUAGAACUAAAGAAAACUGUACAAUCAUUAGAAACUGCUAAAAGACACGCAGCAGAAAUGGAGAACUGCAUAUCGGAAAAUGAACGGUUGAAAACAAAGAUGUCAACAUUUGAACGAGAUAAUCUUGCUCUUAGACAAGAUCUAGAAAAAAUGCAAGGUACUCAUCAACAGUCCCAAUCUACCAUACAUGAAUUAAGGAAAUCACUAGAGGAUGUACGGAAAGAAAGACAUGAUCUAUAUGAUGAACUCUCACAGUUACGCUUUAAAAAUCAGUAUGGCACUGGUGUACAAACACCUGUAAAAAGAUACAGUGAUGUGGACACAACAAGAUCAACCACACAAUCAACAUCUCCCUCACAUGUUAAAACUUUCAAACCUGUGGUUCAAACAUCCAGUACUACAUUCCAAACUGAUUCAAGACCUCAUUCACCAUUAAGAGAACAUACGUCAAGACUUAGUUCUUACACAUCAUCGUUACCAACAAGAGAGUCUACGUCUGUACCAAUAAAACAUGUGUCCCGUUUAUCACCAAUAUCUACUAGAGAUACUACAACACGCUUUACACCUUCUAGUUAUAGAAGAUCAACAUCGCCACCACGACAGUCGACAUCGCCAAUAAGAUCAUCAGCACCACCAAUAAGAUCAUCGCCAUCACCAAUACGAUCAACCACCUAUCCGAUACGUCCUCGAUCAGAGUCUUUAGGAAGACAUUCCAGACUGUCUUCUGCUAUGGACGGAAGUUAUAAUUAUAAACCAACAACGACUAUCAGUAGAUCUUAUACACCGAUAACAAGAUCUACCAGUCCUUUUAGAUAUUCUAGUACCUCUACAUCAGUGCCUUCAACUCAUCGAGAAAUAUAUCCACAUCGAAAAUACAGGUAUACACCGUCUGAAAAGACUAGCACAAGUGACUACAACUAUAGAUCUACAUCUGCAGGCGGUUUUACAGAUUAUCCAGACCUGCAACAUUUUCCCACAAGAUUGCGAUAUUCUGAUAGUCAUACUGAUUAUAAUCGUCCAUCAACCCAAUACAGUGCUGCUUACAAUGAUAUUAAAGUACCUAAAGUUGGUGACAUAGAUGUCGAUGUACCUAAAGAUUUGGAUGAUGAUGAUGAGUAUGAAUACGAAUAUUUUAAAAAGGUCACUACAAUAACAGAUCAUGAAAAAAGUAGUACUGAACCAAAAGAAUCAACAAUAUACCAGUCUGAAAAUCCUACAUAUGAUCGUUCAAGCAGAAGAGAUACCAGUUACUACCGAUCACCAAACAGAACCAUACGAAGCAGAAGUCAGAGUCCCUAUAUUCCAAGUAGAAAUGUAUUGGACGAUGAUUUUAAUCGUAAUUUAGAUUCUGUUUUUGAUCGUCAUGAUACCUACCGAGCUAGAAGCACUAGUCCUGCUAGAUUUCCUAGAAGGGGAAUAUUAAAAAAUAGCAGUAGCGAACACAAUUUGGAUUAUCGAACUAGAAGUCCGAGUCCUAUUUCAAGAUCUUAUACUGGUAGUUCAACCUAUACGACACCAUCACGUUAUACACCUGUUUCUAGUACUAGAAAAACAGUUCAUAUAACUCCCACUAGUAUAUCCCAGCCAUCAUCUGUUGGUUCCACUGAUCUGAUUAGAACAACAACCUAUGAUGCUAAUAAUGGUGUUGUCUCACAGACUUUACCAGCAAAUACUAAAUAUAAAAUAGAAAUUGAUGGUGAUCUUAGUGUAACAGUUAAUGGUAAUCUAAAUGUUGUUAAUAGAGACAACAUUCGUAAAAGUGAACCACCUCCCUUGACUGAUGAACAGCGUUAUUAUGCAAAUCAGUUGAUUGACAAGUAUACCAGACCAAGCUGCAGUUUACGAACUGUCAAUCUAUAAAACAUCAAACAUUCCAUCCAGCCAGAUAGAUUACUUCUACUCCAAAUACUGUUAGGAAAAUAAUAAUCUUAUGUUAUUUUCUCUUGUUAUAUUAUGUACUGUUAAGUUUUUAUCAAAUAGUUUGUAAUUCAUUUGAUAAUGAUAGAAGUACAAUAUUAAUACAUAGUAAUUUGAUUUUUGUAUUUCUAAAUCAAAAUGUCAGUGUGAUUAAAAUACAGACCCUGUUGUACUUCAGGUUUUUCACCUUUCGUUUCAUAUUUUCUGUGUAAAACAUCCCAAUUUAAAAAUUGGAACAAGUUAUUAGAACUGUAUUUUAUUCAUAUUGUCAGCUAUAUUAGGGUAAGACAAUUUUGUGUUUUCAUGGAUUUUAGCUUUUAAGAACAUGUUUUGAAGUGGAAAAAAUUAAUGCUAUUUGAUAUUUGUUAGUGAUUUUUCAUGUGAUUUUGGUUCAUUCCGUCCUGUUUUAUAUUAUUUUAAAUAUUAUAUUUAUGAUAUGUAAUUACUGUAACUUACAUUAUUUCUCUUGAACUCUUAUUAUUAUCUAUUAUAAAACGUUCUUAUAAGAACAUUGUUAGUUUAGCCUUAAUAUUUAUACAUCUAUUAUUAAAUCUUAAGAUUUAUAUAGAAAAAUUUAUCUUUUUACUUAUUAUUAACAAGAUCCCAUUAUAAAGUAGACAGGGUUACAAUAUGAUAUUCUUAUUUAAUAGGUGAUAUUUUAAUAUUUCUUAUAUUUUAUAAAUUAGCUUUAUUUAAGGGUACUAUGGUAAAACUCUUAAGAUUCCCUUCAAUUGAUGUUAAAUAUCAUUUUGUAAAAUUAUUUUUAAGAGAAACUGUUAGGAUACAUUGUUUCAAUUUUAUAUUUUUAUAAUGUAGAAUUGUUUGAUUUAGAUAACCCAUGAAAUAAUAUAUUCAUAUUUUCUUGGAGAAAUAUAUAGUCACUAAAGGAUUAUUUAGAAUUGACUUUGUUAUAUUAUUGAGCUAGAUUGUGGCUAUUUUCAUGUGAUGCCUUAUUUUAUGGAUGACUUGGAAUAGACUUUCUUUGUUAGACUAGACUUGUUGAUUGAAUGUAAAUCUUGUUACAUGUAUUAUUGUACAUGUACUAUAGCUAGCUAAGUGGAUUGUAUGGAAAGCAUUCCAAAAUUCAUCAAAGCUCAUCUGUGAUAUUUUAAUAUAAAUUUAAAGUAAUAUGUAAGUAAUGUUAUAGCUUUAUAAUUAUUCAGAUCUUUUUAGCACCAUUAUAUAUUGUUUCUUUGAUUGUUUUAAAUACAAGUUUUAUUCAAUUUCCGUCCCCUACAGUCAUCUUUUGGUUAGUUGUGCCUUAUUGAGACACAUUGUUUUGCAGUAUGGUAUUAUUUAUUGCUAUUAGCAUUAUAUUAUUGUCUGUCCAGUUCGUUAAUUGAACAGUGUUGUUGCUUUAUGUAUGUAUAUAUAAUAUAUGUAUAAAGUAUAGCCAAUAUCUAUGUAUAUAGAUGUAUUUUCUGUAACCUUAGAAAACACAGUAAACAAUAUAUUUACA